Podarcis muralis (Common wall lizard) is the source of this 2277-nucleotide messenger RNA. The record is from RefSeq and is a predicted model, not a curated record. NCBI's taxonomy places the organism in Eukaryota, Metazoa, Chordata, Lepidosauria, Squamata, Lacertidae.
AUGACACAGCUCUACCAACAUAUCCUGGCAUUAGUAUUUGCUGUAAAAGAGAUCAAUGCUAACGUCCAAAUCUUACCCAACCUCACUCUGGGCUUCCACAUCUAUAACAGCCAUUUCAGUGCCAGCUGGACCUAUCGUUCCUCCUUGGAACUCCUCUCUACAUACAGCAGAUUCAUCCCCAACUACAAGUGUGACUCCCAGAAUGAACUAGCAGCAGUCAUUGGAGGUCCGAACUCUAAGGUUUGUCUUCAUAUGGCAAGUAUACUGAGCAACUACAAGAUUCCACAGCUCAUUUAUGGUCCUGCUCCAAUGAGAAAUAUUAAAACUGAAGUUGCUUUCCUUAACCAAAUGUUCCCAAAUAUAGACCAUCAAUAUGAAGGGAUUCUCAAGUUAUUGCUACACUUCAGAUGGCUCUGGACUGGUGUGGUGAUUGUGAAUUAUGAGAAUGGAGAGAGGUUUCUACAAAGCAUGAUUCCAAAAUUUAUUCGGAGAGGAAUCUGCUUUGAUUUCAUAGGAAGAUUUCCAUCAAUGUCUUAUACUAAUGGUGUUACAGACUUGGUUGCAGAUGGGCUCAAGUCAUUUAAUGUUGCCAUGAGAAGUACUGUUAAUGUGUUGAUCAUUCAUGGGGAAAUUGAUUCCAUGACACUUUUGAGAAUGUUUCCUGCUAUAUCAGAAUAUGAAGAUAUACCAAUAAAGGCUAAAGGGAAAGUUUGGGUUACGACAGUACAGAUGGAUUUCACAUCACUUCCCUUUCAGAGAGAUCAGGACAUAGACUUCCUCCAUGGUACUCUAUCCUUCACAAUUCACUCAGAGGAGGUCUUGGGAUUCCAGGAAUUUGUUCAGAUGAGAAAUCCCAUCUUGGAAAAAGAAGAUGGCUUUAUGAGGAUAUACUGGGAAAAGGCAUUUCAGUGUCAUUUCCCUGACUCUGAGGGAAAUAUGCAGGAUGGAGAUAUUUGCACUGGGGAGGAGAAGCUGGAGACUCUUCCUGGCUCUAUUUUUCCAACAAGCAUGACUGGCCACAGCUAUAGCAUCUACAAUGCAGUCUAUGCUGUGGCACACGCCGUACAUGCCAUGCAUUCAUCUAAGUUGAAGCGCAGGGUGGAUGAAGGGCGGCUGAACCUUUGGAAUCAACAGAUGUGGAAGUCCUUUCGGAGGGUGAAAGUUGGAAGGAUCGACCCCAUGGCUCCCCAAGAAGAAGCAUUCAGCAUUUGUGAAGAAGCCAUUGUGUGGCCCAGCAGGUUUAACCAGGCACAGCCUCUUUCUCUUUGUAAUGCCAAUUGUCCUCUGGGUUAUCAAAAAACAAAGAAGGAAGGGAAACCAUUUUGCUGCUAUGAUUGUGUAUUAUGUCCAGAAGGGAAGAUUUCCAACCAGACAGACAUGGAUGAAUGCUUUCAAUGCCGACCGGAUCAUUACCCAAAUGUGGAAAAGGAUUCAUGCGUGGCAAAGGACAUCCAUUUCUUGUCUUAUGGAGAACCACUGGGGAUCUCUUUGGCCUGCUUUGCUGUUUCCUUGUCCUUCCUUACAGCUUUGGUGCUUUGGAUUUUCAUUAAGCACCGGGACACUCCCAUCGUCAAAGCCAACAACCGCAACCUCUCCUACACUCUCCUCAUCUCCCUCUUGCUUGCUUUCCUUUGUGCUCUUCUAUUCAUUGGUCGACCUGAGAAAGUGACAUGUCUCCUUCGACAAACAGCUUUUGGCAUCAUCUUUUCAGUGGCAGUUUCUUGUGUGUUGACAAAGACAAUCAUUGUGGUCCUUGCUUUCAUGGUCACCAAACCAGGGUCCAGCAUGAGGAAAUGGGUGGGGAAACAACAGGCCACUUCCAUUAUUCUUUCCUGUUCCUUGAUUCAAGCUGCUCUUUGUACUUUGUGGCUGGCAACUUCUCCCCCAUUCCCAGCUUUAGACAUGAACUCAAUGAGUAAAGAAAUUGUUCUGGAAUGUAAUGAAGGGUCAGUCACCAUGUUCUACUGCGUCUUGGGGUUUAUGGGCCUGCUGGCCAUUGUCAGCUUCUCUGUAGCCUUCCUAGCCAGGAAGUUACCUGACAGCUUUAAUGAAGCCAAGUUUAUCACCUUCAGCAUGCUGGUAUUUUGCAGUGUGUGGCUGUCCUUUGUUCCAACUUACUUAAGCACAAAAGGAAAAUAUUUGGUGGCUGUGGAGAUCUUCUCCAUUUUAGCCUCCAGUGCUGGUUUACUAGGCUGUAUAUUUUUCCCAAAAUGUUAUAUUAUUGUGGUGAAGCCAGAGCUGAACAACAAGGACCAGUUAAGAAGAAGAAAUCAGUGA